AUGGCACUCACCAACAGAUUCAUCCGAUCCUUCACUCGCUUUCCCUACCAGAUAUUCCGCCUCAACUUCGGCCUGGCGGUUCGUCUCCGUCCGCAUGUGGAUCCUGCAAUGCCGCCACAUGGACCGUUUGACCUCCUCUUGGAGGAUGGGAGAGUGAUACCGAGGGCGUUAAGGCCUGCAACGUAUAUCUUCCCGAAUGGAGCUUCCAUGCGCCCUAAUUCUCAAACCUUGCAGAACCUUGCGAGGAAGGUUCGAGGAGAUGUUUACAUAUAUUCCGUUCCUGCAGGUUCGUGCACGGGCAAUAUUUUAGACUCCAUUGAUGAUGUUUGUAUUGUAUAUUUGAAUGCCCAUAUCACGCAUUUCCUGACUAUGCAAGGGGAGUGCCUUACCAGAGACCAAUGGCUCCAUAGGUACCCACAAGCAACUUACUUCUGGAAGUGA
This is a messenger RNA of Histoplasma capsulatum G186AR, 441 nucleotides long. RefSeq lists its product as uncharacterized. The transcript has 3 exons. The record is from RefSeq and is a predicted model, not a curated record. NCBI's taxonomy places the organism in Eukaryota, Fungi, Ascomycota, Eurotiomycetes, Onygenales, Ajellomycetaceae. The coding region runs from base 1 to 441 and encodes 146 amino acids.